AUGAGUCUUCAACAACCCGACAUGUAUUACGACAACCCGCCUGCGAGUCGCUCUCCCCAUGCGCAGCGUCACCAGCCUCAACUGCAUCGCCAGUCGUCGCGCCAAUUCGACUCGUAUGCUCAUCUGCCCUCGGGCCUCUAUGGCGCCGACGAUCAGCACCACCAGCAGCAGCAACGUUUCGAUGCUCCUCGCUACAAUGACAGAAUGGGCGCUCCUCCCAACAUGCAUCAAAACAUGAACCAGAAUAUGAACCAGAACAUGAACCAAAACUACGCUGGAUACGACAUGGGUGCUCAGAACUGGAACAGCGCCGCCUUUGGAGGAAACAACAACCCCAUCGGUGCCUUGGGUGCUUCCCAGCGCAGACGUGGCCCGCAGCAACAGGCCCCGAGAAACGGCCUCCCCUCUGCCUGGCUCGAUCAGCCUCAACCUAUGCCCCAAGUCUCUCCAUACCUUGGUCUUGGUGGAGGUGUCCUCGGUGCUCCCUCGAUCAGAUCGGAUCAGCUUGGAUCUGAGCCCGACGAGGAGCUCAUCCCUACCGCUAUCGUCAUCAAGAACAUUCCAUUUGCCGUCAAGAAAGAGCAGCUGGUUCAGUUGAUGACUGACAUGGGCCUUCCCCUCCCCUACGCCUUCAACUACCAUUUCGAUAAUGGCGUUUUCCGUGGAUUGGCUUUCGCCAACUUCACCUCGCCCGAUGAGACGGCCGCCGUCAUUGAUGCUAUGAACCACUUUGAGCUCCAGGGCAGAAAGCUGAGAGUCGAGUACAAGAAGAUGCUCCCUGCGGCCGAGCGCGAGAGAAUUGAAAGAGAGAAGCGUGAGCGCCGCGGACAGCUCGAAGAGCAGCACCGCCCUAUGGCAUCCCAGACUUUGCAGACUCAGACAUCCAUGUCCUCGCUUACCGGCCAUCUGCCUCCCGCCUCUCCUUCGCCCGUGUCGGCUGGAAAUGUUGGACUUGCUGUCGAUCUGAACAACCCUGACACCCUCAAGGUUUACUCGGAUCUGCUCAUUUUCAAGGAGGAUAAGAACAGAGAUCUGUUCAUCUUCCCCUCUAACCUGAGCCCUCCUCAGAGACGUGUCAUCCACACUAUUUCUCACCACAUGGGUCUUGCUCACAUCUCCAAGGGACAGGCUGACCAGCGCGCUGUCCAUGUCUACAAAGAAGCUCCCCGCCAGAGACUCAGCCCCCCUAUGCCUCAGAUCCAGGCCAUUCAGCAGGGCGAGACUCAAAGAAGAGGCCUCAACCGCGCUGCGACCACCGAUUUCACCGAUGUCCGCAACCAAGACGCUUUCUACAACCCUACUGGAAUCCGCCACCAACAAUCCGGUUAUCUUGCCGGCUUCCAGGACGCCCCCAGCACCCUUGCCGCAGGUCCCAACCUCCGUGCUGCCAAGUCUUUCGCUGACUUGCGCUCUUACACUCCUUCUCCUGUCCCUUCUACCGCCAGUUUCCCUGCCACUCUUGGCAACAAUGUCUCUCGCUUCGCCGAAUACGCUCGCGAGAAUGGUGGUACCCCUGCUAUCACCCCUACUGGUACCGCCGCACCUAUUGGUACCCGUGGAGAUGAGAGCAUGCUCGUCAAUGGACUCGGGAACAUGAACAUUGGCGGCCCUGCUGGUUUCGCUAGCAGCCCUCGUGGCCUUCGCGGUAUGAUGUCUUGGGACCGCGAAUCUAACCCAGGGCCUAUCGGUGGCCACCGCUCUUUCAGCACCAACAACACCGGCUACGAUGAGCAGCCCCGCGACCGCAACCAAGGUGCACCCUCCCGCCAGCCCCGCGGCCCUGUGCCCGAGCGUGGCUCCGGCUUCCCUCGUCGCAAUGGUCACAUGGCUCGUGGCAGUGAUGAACUGUCACAACAGUCCGGUGUCGAGAUCACUGUCGAGUAG
Aureobasidium namibiae CBS 147.97 is the source of this 1884-nucleotide messenger RNA. RefSeq lists its product as uncharacterized. Gene Ontology annotation, cellular component: nucleus; cytoplasm. Gene Ontology annotation, molecular function: mRNA binding. NCBI's taxonomy places the organism in Eukaryota, Fungi, Ascomycota, Dothideomycetes, Dothideales, Saccotheciaceae. The record is from RefSeq and is a predicted model, not a curated record. The coding region runs from base 1 to 1884 and encodes 627 amino acids. The transcript is spliced from 2 exons.